Botrytis porri is the source of this 1005-nucleotide messenger RNA. RefSeq lists its product as uncharacterized. The transcript has a single exon. Lineage: Eukaryota; Fungi; Ascomycota; Leotiomycetes; Helotiales; Sclerotiniaceae. The record is from RefSeq and is a predicted model, not a curated record. The coding region runs from base 1 to 1005 and encodes 334 amino acids.
AUGAUCUUCGCCUACACACUCGUUGCUAAAGGCGGAGCGUUUGUUACUCCGACAGUAGUAACUUCCAAUUGGAGUGUAUCAUACUCUGAAGCAGACUAUCGAAUUUCUUUUCCAGACUCUCCUUAUUUCAACGGUUACAAGUCUUUCGAAUGUGGCUCGAAUGUGACUCUUCGCAAGAAUGUAGGUCCUAGACCAGACUUUCCUGACUCAGCUCCGUACGUUGAGCUUACAAGAGUUCUCCGCCCUAUAAUAUACGCAACAUGUCUACGUACUUGCAAGCAAAUACUGGAGCUUGGAUUACAAAUGUUAUAUGCAGAUAAUGCAUACAGCUUCAAGAUGAAGGGCAACAGCAAGAUAUUUUAUGGCCGUCCACCUUCUUUGUUAUCCAAGGACAGCAACUACCACUGGCCAAAUUCCGAUAAACCUACCUUAUCCAGAGAGGGUAUCUAUGACGGCUCCACGGUCAAAUUGUCGGCCAGACAAUAUGAAUCCAAAAUCAAACAUGUCAUGAAUCAGAUUGAGAGGCGUGUCCCAAUUCUUAAGUUGGAGGGCUGGGCUUGUUACGAUCUGUUUCUCCGAUUUCUCUACACGAUCGGACCACAAAGUAGAACUUCAAUUCGUACUUUACGGUUCGCAGGCUCACCAAGAACUCAUGAGCGGAAACGCAUAGUGUGCGAUUGUCAUGAUGUAGAUCUUUUGUACAGUUUGCGCAUAUACAUCCCUUUUUUCAACAAGUUUUGUACAAGCAUAAAUAUACUAGUAUUGAAUAUGGAAAUGGAUGUUUGCAAGACUAUGGGUAGUUUGGCAAAUGUUGUCAGAAGCUUCGAUGAAGUCUUGAAACUGUUUUUGGGUGAACUCAAGAAACUUCAAAGAGUUCGCACUCUGGUGAUGAGACGGGGAGUAUAUCCAAGGGACGAACCUUAUAGAAGAAUACUCUAUGACAAUAUUGAUCAUGCCAAAGAUACGAUCAAUUUCUUUAUGAAUAGGGUGGAAAGAAAAGUUUGA